GCUGAGAGAGGAAGGAGGAGGCUCAGGAGGGGGAGAAUAGCAGAGUAACAGCAGCAGUGAGCAGAAGAAGGCAUAGGAGGAUAGCACAUAGCGGAGACCAUUCCGUACUGCAUACCCCCACGACAGGAGGCAACCCGCAUUGAUCGACCCUCCGCUCCCAUUUCACCCAAUUUUACCUUAAUCUACCGGUUUAUUUGGACCAAUUAACCAUGGAAGUGUGCUGCGUGCCUCAAGUUUCAAGCCUGGAGGAGCUGAUCGAGGAGCUGUACAAGGUGUUCGAGUAUAACGAAGUGGAUGUGGAUUACGUUCAGGCCCUUAUGGAAAGUUACAAGUCCAACCCCCAAGACUGGAAGAAAUACGCCAAGUUUGACCGCCUCCUGCCUUACACGAGGAACCUCAUUGAUGAAGGGAACGGCAAAUUUAACCUCCUUAUGCUGUGCUGGGGGCCCUCACAGUCCUCCCCCAUCCAUGACCACGCUGAUGCCCACUGCUUCAUGAAGCUGAUGCAGGGAAGCCUUACUGAGGUGCGCUUCGACUGGCCGGAGGAGCAGGGCGAGAGGAGCGAGAUGACCGAGGAGGAACAGGGGAAGCAUAUGAAACAGACGGGAGUGAACGAGAUGAAGCUGAACGGCGUCUACUACAUCAACGACUCCCUCGGGCUGCACCGCGUGGAGAAUCGGUCCCACAGUGAGGGCUCCGUGUCCCUCCAUCUCUACUCUCCACCCUACAUCAUGUGCUCCAAGUUUGACGAGAACACGGGGAAACGGACAAAGGGAGAGGUCAAGUUCUACAGCAAGUUUGGGUCAAAGAAACAUUCGCACUGCAUCAAGAACGCCUGAAGAGAGACAAGUGCAGCGGCCGUGAGUGAGUGAGCGAGUGAGUGAGUCAGUCUCCGCCUCUCUCUCUCUCUCACACACACGACACUCCACUCCUCCUCUCGGCAGUUAUAUUUCCUCGGUGCAAGACUUCUGUGGUGGUUUGAGAUUGAAGGGGAAAGGGAGGGAGGGCGGAAGGGAAGGGAAGGGUGGGAAUACAGUCAUACCUCGGUUUAUGCGCUUAAUUCGUCCUGGAAUUUCGCUCGCAAACCAAAAAAAACUCGUUAACAAAAACAAACGCACACUGUAAUGCUGAAAACACAAAGAUCACACAUUUGAGCACAAACGUAAGUGGACAUGAGCACACGGUUGCCACCCCUAUGAGUGCGGACCGUGGACUGAGACCCCAUUCCCAUUAUUUUCCGCUCUGUGCGCUCCCAUCAUGUGAGGAACAAAGGAGACCUACGCUCGUACGCUUAACCCUCUCCGAUCCGACGUUUUCAAAUUUUCCGUAUUUUUCUGUAUGACUUUUUCUUCUAGAGUUAAUAAGAAAAAAAGUGUAUAGUUUUGAUUGAAGUUCCUGAGGGGAGGCCAGAUUUGUUCCCCCUCAGAUCACAUAGGGUUAAGUCACCGCUCGCAAACCAAAACAUUUUCCGUGACUUCCUUUUGCACGUAAAUCGAAACACUCGUAAAGUAAGGCACGCGUAAACCGAGGUAUUACUGUACUGGGGUGUAGAAAUAUAAUGAGGGCUAAAAACAGUAUGUGGUGCGGCAGUAUAUAGUGAGGUGCGCAAGGGAUCGGAGUACAAAAAAAAAAAAAAAAAAUGACUGGGGUGUCGGAUCCCUCGCUGGCUUUCGUAAUUGGUUGUGAUUUUAGCGGCGUAUUUUCUCUAGGGGUAAAAAGAUUCGCGGAAAAUAAGGUUACGGUCGAUCGCCUAAAAAAUGCUAAUAAAAAAAGUUAUGGUCGAUAUGCUAAAAUAUGCACAAAAAUGAUAACAGAGAAAGAAUAAGAGAAAGACAUGACUUAGUAAAAUGAUAAUACUGAAAAUAACUACCCAAAAACAACACUUACGACAACAACAGCGGCCAUAACAAACAAUUUAAUUUUCCCGUCACUUGCAAUUUAAGAGAAUUUCGUAGUUUUAUAAAAGUAAUCUGAAAAAGGCAUAAUACUACAUCAGAAGCCAUUUUAACUUAGACAUACUGUAAUAACCAUGAUGAAAAAUGUAGAGAUAGGAAGUUAAAUGAAAAAACAAGGAAAGCAUAGGAAUAACAGAAAAUAAUAUAGAGAAAAGGCAUAAUACUGCUCCUGAAACCAUAUUAACUUAGACGUAAUAUGAUAACCAAUGCGUGUGAUACUAAUAUGUGAUUUUACCAGUAGCUCAAAAUAGUUAGACACACACACACACACACACACACACACACACACACACACACACACACUACAAUUUUUGAUACUUCUUCCUUCCUUCCUUCCUUUCCUUCCUUACUUCCUACAUUCGUUCCUUUCUUCCUCCUCCUCCUCCUUCCUUCCUACCCUCCUUCCUCUCAUCACCUUCCUUCCUUCCUUCCCCCUUCCUUCCUUCCUUCCUUCCCUUCAUCACCCUCCCUGUUGUUAUUGUUUUUAGGAGGACUUCAGAUAUUUUAAUUUUUUACAUAGGCCUAUAUUUUCGGAACCCUUGCAGUCUGUUAUUUUACCCCUCGUGAAUUGCUGUUUAUUCAAGAUUAUAGACGGACUGGUAUCAAGCUGUCUAACUGAUGGCUGUCGGCUAAAAUUAAUUGGGUGUUGACUGUCAGAUGAAGCUGUAUGAUUGUCUUCUAUGGAUGUCAACUGUCUGAUAAAACUAAUAUGGCUGUUGUCUUAUAUGGCUGUAUGUCUAUGGCUGUCGGCUGUCAGAAAAAGCUAAUAUAUGGCUGUUUUCUAUGGCUUUUGGCUGUUUCAUGAACCUGUUUGGCUGUUGAAGAGAGCUAUAAGGCUGUACUAUGUCUAUGGCUGUCAGAUAACACUAUAUAUAUGGCUAAUGUCUUAAUAUAGCUUUGUGUCUAUGGUUCUCGGCUGUCAGAUAAAGCUUUCGGCUACUGCAUCAAGCUAUAUGGGUAAUGUCUUUAUAUGGCGCUAUGCUAUGGCUGUUCGCUGUUGGGUAAAGCUAUAUGGCUCUAUGUCUAUGGCUGUUGUGCUAACGCUGCUGUGGUGCUGUGCGUGUCUGCUGUACAUAGUGUCUUGCGUGCAGGGCGUCGCAAAGAAAUGAUCGGAAAUGGAAGACAAGGAGAAAUUGAAGUUUAAAUUUACUGCUUGUGGUUAUUCAGAGCCAAGGUUUUAAAUUGUGUGUGUUUCUUGUAUGCCUCUGUUAAUGUUGUUUUUGGUUAGACAAUUCUCCAGAUCGGAAACAGAAGAGAAGAAGAAAUUGAAGUUUAAAUUUACUCUUGUGGUUAUUCAGAGCCAAGGUUAUAAAUUGUGUGUGUUUCUUGUAUGCCUCUGUUAAUGUUGUUUUUGGUUAGACAAUUCUCCAGAUAAAGGAAUGAUCGGAAACAGAAGAGAAGAAGAAAUUGAAGUUUAAAUUUACUCUUGUGGUUAUUCAGAGCCAAGGUUGUAAAUUGUGUGUGUUUCUUGUAUGCCUCUGUUAAUGUUGUUUUUGGUUAGACAAUUCUCCAGAUAAAGGAAUGAUCGGAAACAGAAGAAGAGAAGAAGAAAUUGAAGUUUAAAUUUACUCGUGGUUAUUCAGAGCCAAGGUUGUAAAUUGUGUGUGUUUCUUGUAUGCCUCUGUUAAUGUUGUUUUUGGUUAGACAAUUCUCCAGAUAAAGGAAUGAUUGGAAACAGAAGAAGAGAAGAAGAAAUUGAAGUUUAAAUUUACUGCUUGUGGUUAUUCAGAGCCAAGGUUAUAAAUUGUGUGUGUUUCUUGUAUGCCUCUGUUAAUGUUGUUUUUGGUUAGACAAUUCUCCAGAUAAAGGAAUGAUCGGAAACAGAAGAGAAGAAGAAAUUGAAGUUUAAAUUUACUCUUGUGGUUAUUCAGAGCCAAGGUUAUAAAUUGUGUGUGUUUCUUGUAUGCCUCUGUUAAUGUUGUUUUUGGUUAGACAAUUCUCCGGAUAAAGGAAUGAUCGGAAACAGAAGAAGAGAAGAAGAAAUUAAAGUUUACUGUUUGUGGUAAUUUGGAGCCAAGGUUGAAAAUUGUGUGUCUAUCUUGUUUUAUGCCUCAGUUAGUAUUGUUUUUAGUUUGACAAUUCUCCAGAUAAAGGAACGAUCAGAAACGGAAUAAGAGAAGAAAUUGAAGUUAUGCUGUUUGUGGUUAUUCGGAGUCAAGUUGUUAAGGUUGAAAAUUGUGUGUCUGUCUUGUUUUAUGCCUCAGUUAGAAUUGUUUUUAGUUCGACGAUUCUCCAGAUAAAGGAACGAUCAGAAACAGAAUAAGAGAAGAAAUUGAAGUUAUGCUGUUUGUGGUUAUUCGGAGUCAAAUUGUUAAGGCUAAAAACUGUGGUUCUAUCUUGUUUUAUGCCUCUACUAGUGUUGUGUUUAUUUAGACAAUUCUCCAGAUGAAGGAACACUCAAUCGGAAACAGAAGACAAGAGGAAAUUAAAGUUUACUGUUUGAGGUCAUUCGAGGUCAAGUUGUUAAGUUCAUGAAUUGUAUGUAUCUUGUAUGCCUCAGUUAGUAUUGUUUUUAUUUAGACGAUUCUUCAGAUAAAGGAAUGAUCGGAAAUGGAAGAGAAGAAGAAAUAAAAAUUUACUGUUUGAGGUCAUUCGAGGUCAAGUUGUUAAGGUUAAAAAUUGUGUGUAUCUUGUUUUAUGCCUCAGUUAGUAUUGUUAUUAUUUAGACGAUUCUCCAGUUAAAGGAACGAUCGUAAACGGAAGAAGAAGAGAAAUUGAAGUUUACUGUUUGAGGUCAUUUGAGGUCAAGUUGUUAAGGUUAUAAAUUGUAUGUAUCUUGUAUGCAUCUGCUAGUGCUGUUUUUAUUUAGGUCAUUCUCCAGAUAAGGUCAUUAAUUUGAGUUUUCAUUCUUGUUGUUUUUAUUUCUUUUUCAUAAUUUAUCCUCGUAUGGUGUGCCGAGAACUUUAUUUUUCAUUUCGGAGAUCACAAAGUACGUGAUCUGCAAGCAUUAUUAUCAUUAUUACAAUUACUGUCAGUGUUAUUUUUAUUUUUCAUUAUUUAUCCUUAUAUGGUGUGUCUAGACCCAUAUAUUUUUUCUUUUCUUUUCUGGUAUUUUUUCCUUUGGAGAUCGCAAUGUAUGUAAACUGCAAACUAUUAUCAUUAUUAUUAUUAUUAUUAUUAUUAUUAUUAUUAUUAUUAUUACUGUCAUCAUUCAUUAUGUGAUUCCUGUGCCUUUUUGUGAUGCCCUGCGAGAGCCAAUUAACCUGAGUCUUGCAUUGUCCAGGUAUAGACGGACAGGCAAUUAAGGUAACACAAACAGUAAUUAGUAUAGAUCAAAGGUGCUGCCCGUGCAAUCAUGUUAACUCGACGCUCAAAAUCAUAAAUAUAAUAAAGACGAGAAUUUGAA
This is a messenger RNA of Eriocheir sinensis (Chinese mitten crab), 5301 nucleotides long. Its product is annotated as cysteine dioxygenase-like. The coding region runs from base 210 to 839 and encodes 209 amino acids. The record is from RefSeq and is a predicted model, not a curated record. Lineage: Eukaryota; Metazoa; Arthropoda; Malacostraca; Decapoda; Varunidae. The transcript is spliced from 6 exons. Gene Ontology annotation, molecular function: ferrous iron binding; cysteine dioxygenase activity. Gene Ontology annotation, biological process: L-cysteine catabolic process.